Ananas comosus (pineapple) is the source of this 2216-nucleotide messenger RNA. RefSeq names its product endoglucanase 13-like. Gene Ontology annotation, molecular function: hydrolase activity, hydrolyzing O-glycosyl compounds. The record is from RefSeq and is a predicted model, not a curated record. Bases 591 to 2084 code for a protein of 497 amino acids. Gene Ontology annotation, biological process: carbohydrate metabolic process. NCBI's taxonomy places the organism in Eukaryota, Viridiplantae, Streptophyta, Magnoliopsida, Poales, Bromeliaceae. The transcript is spliced from 8 exons.
AAUUUGGUUCUUACUUUUUUUGAUUUUGCUUCUUUAAUCUCUAAACUUUUACAUAUAAUAUACUUUCAUUUUUGACUGCUAAAAAAACUCUAAUUUUUAAAAACAAUAUUAAUUUUCACUCCCUUUCCGAAAAUACCUGGUUGCAAUUUUUCCAGAGUGUUACAUUUUUAAUGCCAAUUUACUGCACAAGAAAAUUCAAAAUUUUUAAUCGUCAGAAACUGCAUGCAGCGCAACAUUUUUAUGACAGAUAGUCAGGAAAAUAGAUAAUUAAGCAACAAAGAAAAAGCACAAGGACUGAAUUGCAAUAUCUGAAUAGUAGAGGGCCCAUUCAUGCAUUUUAAUUUUUACCCAACAAUAUUCUCCUCUCCACCCUAUAAUAGUUUUCAUAAUUUUCUCUCUCCUCAUCGUGCAUGCAUGGCUCUAAAUCCAACCCCUUUCCUUACGUGCACUGCACCUUUUUAUUAUUUUUUCUUCUCCCUCUCUCUUUCUCUCUCUUAUAAAACUAUGAUAUGAUACACAACACGCAAUUAAGUUGUGUUCUACGUACCUUAUAAGUUUUGUGAUCCUUAAUUAGAACGUUUCUACGAGCCAUGGGGAGGCUCUCAAUCUCAUUAGCUUUUCUGACGGUGGUUUCGGUGCUCGGCUCGACGGCGACCGCGUUCGACUACAAGGAUGCACUGGAGAAGAGCCUGCUGUUCUUCGAGGCCCAGCGGUCCGGCAAGCUCCCGCCCGACCGCCGCGUCAAGUGGCGCGGCGAUUCCGCCCUCACCGACGGCUUCGAACAAGGCGUGGACUUGGUCGGAGGAUACUACGACGCCGGCGAUCACGUCAAGUUUGGGUUCCCGAUGGCGUUCGCGGUGACGAUGCUUUCGUGGGGCGUGAUCGAGUUCGAGAAGGAGACGGUCGCCGCGAACCAACUCAAACAAGCCUUGGCUGCAAUCCGGUGGGGCACCGAUUACUUCCUCAAAGCUCACAAACCACCCAACACCCUCUGGGUGCAGGUUGGGGACGGCGACGGUGAUCACCUCUGCUGGGAGAGGGCGGAGGACAUGACGACGUCGAGGACGGCGUACAAGAUCGACACGAACCGCCGCGGCUCGGAGGUGGCCGGAGAGACUGCUGCUGCAUUAGCUGCAGCUUCUAGGGCUUUCAAGCCUUUUGACGCUAAGUACUCCAACCUCCUCCUCUUACAUGCGAAGCAGCUCUUCACCUUCGCUGACACAUUCCGAGGACGGUACGACGACACCCUAGAGUUCGCUUGCAAGUUCUACCCUUCGUCGACGGGUUUUCACGAUGAGUUGCUAUGGGCAGCUACAUGGCUUUAUGAAGCAACCAAUGAUCAAUCCUACCUCAGCUAUGUAUCCCAAAAUGCUGCAGCAUUUGGUGGAACAGGUUGGGCUGUUAAGGAAUUCUACUGGGACAAUAAAUAUGCUGGAUCACAGGUUCUCCUCACAAAGGUGCUUUUGCAAGCGGGAAGCGCCCCGUACAGCUCCGUUCUCAAGCAAUACCAGGCGAAAGCCGAGUUCUUCGUCUGCGCGUGCCUUCGGAAGAACAAAGGCCACGACGUCAAGAUGACCCCAGGGGGACUGUUAUACUUCGACGACUGGAACAACAUGCAGUAUGUAUCGUCGGCGGCGUUCUUACUGGCGGUUUACUCGGAUUACUUGUCGGCGUCGAAGGGUAAUCUCAAAUGCCCUGACGGCGAAAUCCAACCUUUAGAUAUCCUCAGGUUUGCCCAGUCCCAGGUUGAUUACAUGCUCGGAAAGAAUCCAAAGUCCAUAAGCUACUUGGUAGGAUAUGGAGGGAGGUUUCCAACUCAUGUGCACCACAGGGGAGCUUCAAUGCCUUCGGUUUCCAUUCACCCCGCGCCGAUCGGAUGCGUAGAGGGGUUCGAGGACUGGUACGGUAAUAAGAACGCCGAUCCGAAUGUCAUUCUGGGAGCUUUACUCGGUGGCCCUGAUGACAAAGACGGCUUCUCCGAUGACCGGAAAAGCUACAAGCAAACCGAGCCGAGCCUCGCGGGGAACGCGCCCCUCGUAGGGGUCCUCGCGAGGUUGUCGUGCCUCCCGGAUUCAGGUCAAUAAGAACGUUGCACCGAAAACUGAAUCAUGUGCAUUGCGAAAAAUUGGAAACAUUUUCACCCAAUUCAUCUUCAUUUCCUGGUUCUUGUUACAGCUUUAUUACCAAGAGAGAAAAGAGAACCUGUGAUCUACUUA